Messenger RNA from Catharus ustulatus (Swainson's thrush), 7393 nucleotides. RefSeq names its product xenotropic and polytropic retrovirus receptor 1 (gene XPR1). Gene Ontology annotation, cellular component: Golgi apparatus; cytoplasm; plasma membrane. Lineage: Eukaryota; Metazoa; Chordata; Aves; Passeriformes; Turdidae. Gene Ontology annotation, biological process: phosphate ion transport; cellular response to phosphate starvation. Gene Ontology annotation, molecular function: inositol hexakisphosphate binding. The coding region runs from base 52 to 2130 and encodes 692 amino acids. The record is from RefSeq and is a predicted model, not a curated record. The transcript is spliced from 15 exons.
GGCUCUGCGGGCGCGGAGCGAGCGCGGCCCCGGCCCGCCGGCGGCGGCAGGAUGAAGUUCGCCGAACACCUCGCGGCGCACAUCACCCCCGAGUGGCGGAAGCAGUACAUCCAGUAUGAGGCUUUGAAAGAGAUGCUAUAUGCGGCUGUGGACCAGGCCCCUUCUAUAGAAGACACAGAUGAGGACACGGUGAAAAGAUGUUUUGCCACGUUUGAAGAGAAAUUCUUCCAAACCUGUGAGAAAGAACUUGCCAAAAUCAACAUUUUCUAUUCAGAGAAGCUCGCGGAGGCGCAGCGCCGCUUCACGACCCUGCGCACGGAGCUGCAAUCCACCUUGGACGCGCAGAAGGAGGCCAGUGGCGCCUCCACGCUGCAGCGGCGCCGAAAGCCCGUCUUCCACCUGUCCCACGAGGAGCGUGUCCAGCACAGGAACAUCAGAGACCUGAAACUGGCCUUCAGCGAGCUCUACCUCAGCCUCAUCCUCCUGCAGAACUACCAGAACCUGAACUUCACCGGCUUCCGCAAGAUCCUGAAGAAGCAUGACAAGAACCUGGAGACGGCGCGGGGCGCGGAGUGGAGGGUGGCCGAGGUGGAGGUGGCUCCCUUCUACACCUGCAAGAAGAUCAACCAGCUUAUCUCCGAAACUGAGGAAGUGGUGACCAACGAGUUGGAAGAUGGAGACAGACAGAAGGCAAUGAAACGUUUGCGUGUUCCACCCUUAGGAGCAGCUCAGCCUGUACCAGCCUGGACUACAUUCAGGGUUGGAUUGUUCUGCGGGUUGUUCAUUGCACUGAAUGUCACUGUCAUACUUUCAGGUGUGGCUUUUAUAGAUGGACCAAAUGUGUGGCCACUGGUGAGAAUCUAUCGAGGUGGCUUUCUCCUGAUAGAAUUCCUCUUUCUCCUGGGUAUCAACACAUAUGGCUGGAGACAGGCUGGAGUCAACCACGUCCUCAUCUUCGAGCUCAAUCCCCGCAGCAACUUGUCCCAUCAACAUCUCUUUGAGAUUGCUGGUUUCCUGGGCGUUUUGUGGUGCCUGAGCCUGCUGGCAUGUAUAUAUGGUAAAUUCACCUACAUCCCCAUGCAGGUGAACCCACUCAUCUUGUAUGGCUUCAUGUUGCUUUUUCUCAUCAACCCUACCAAAACCUUGUAUUACAAGUCCCGUUUUUGGCUGCUCAAACUAUUGUUUCGAGUAUUCACUGCUCCCUUCCACAAGGUAGGCUUCGCAGAUUUCUGGCUGGCUGAUCAGCUCAACAGCCUGGUCGUGAUACUUAUGGAUUUGGAAUACAUGAUCUGCUUCUACAGCUUUGAGGUUCAGUGGGAGGACAAUGCUGGACUUCUGGCAGAUACAGAUAAUCAGAUUUGUAACAGCUACUCCUACGGAGUGAGAGCAGUUGUCCAGUGCAUCCCUGCUUGGUUGCGAUUCAUCCAGUGCCUGCGCCGUUACCGCGAUAACAAACGGGCCUUUCAUCUGGUUAACGCUGGAAAAUAUUCCACCACCUUCUUCGUGGUGACAUUUGCAGCCCUCUACAGCACUCACAAAGCUAAAAACCACAGCGACACCCAAGUGUUCUUCUACCUGUGGAUUAUCUUCUGUUUCAUCAGCUCUUGCUAUACCCUCAUUUGGGACCUGAAGAUGGACUGGGGUCUCUUUGACAAAAAUGCUGGUGAAAAUACCUUUCUCCGAGAAGGAAUUGUCUACCCACAGAAAGCAUACUACUACUGUGCCAUUGUAGAAGACGUCAUCCUGCGUUUUGCGUGGACCAUCCAGAUCUCCCUCACUUCCAUGCAAAUCUUUCCCUACGCUGCAGACAUCAUUUCUACUGUGUUUGCCCCUCUUGAGGUGUUCCGGCGGUUUGUGUGGAACUUCUUCCGUCUGGAGAACGAGCACCUGAACAACUGCGGCGAGUUCCGCGCCGUCAGGGACAUCUCGGUGGCGCCGCUCAACGCCGACGACCUGACGCUCCUGGAUCAGAUGAUGGACCAGGAGGACGGCGUCCGGAACCGCCGCAAGAACAAGCAGUGGAAGCGCAGCCUGAGCGUGUCCCUGCGCAGGCCUCGCCUCGCCUCACAGUCCAAGGCUUCUGACACAAAGGUAUUGAUAGAGGACCUAGCGAACGAAGUGAAUACAUGAGAUGGCCACGUUCUCUUAUUCCACAUCCUUUGUUUUCUCGUUCUGUUUCCCUCUUCCCCAAGUAACCCGAGCUCUGGUACAGAUCCAGCUGAAAACAGGAGAAAACACUGAACAUGUUUUCCGAGCUCUUCCAGACCAGAUCCUAUGGACUCCAACACGCUCACUGUGUUUUGUUUCUUUUCUUCUGGGUUAAUUUUAAUGUUCUAUUUUAAACAAACAAACAAACAAAAAAAAUAAAAUAUUUUACUUUGUUUUGCCAAUAAAGAGGACAGUUCAGGAAAGAAGGAUUGUUUACAGUCUCAACAAGGACAUACAAACCUUAUCUGGAUAACGAAGCAUCAUAGGGACUCCCUCAUGGGACAGUGCCGAGAGCACACUCGGUUUCUGCUUGGCCCGGUUUUGACUGGUUGAAACCGGACUUUUUUAAUCUGAUUUUUUUUUUUGGUUGUUUUUUUUUCAAUUGUUUGUUUUUGUCCUUCAUAUCCAGCGCUGAGGCACUGGCUGCACUUGCAGGGAAAGUGCACUUAGAGCAGUAUCUUCAUUCAUGAAGCUACUUUUUAAUUUGAUGUAACUUUUCUUAUAAUUUUUUGGAAAUAUGAUGUAUCUGUUGCAUAUAGUUUUCACAUUAUUUAUGAAACUUAACAACCAUAUGAGAGUGAUUUUGAGUCCUGUGCAAUGAAGGUUGUAAUGGUAAAACAAAGUGGGGAAUGUAGAUCUCCAACUCCAGGGUUGUGGGGUGAUGCCCCUGCAAAUACCCCUCUCGUGAGACAACUUGCACCUGUGUGUACCUUCUCUCUUACUCCUUUUCGAUUUUAUUUUAAACCAAAGUUUCUCUUUCUGAUAUUUUUUUAGUUGCUGCUACUGCUUCUGGGCAUGUCUCUCGUGCCGGUUCAAAGCCAACUUCUCCAUGUGUGAAAGUAGUGCAGAUGAUCCUAAGGAAAGGAGAGUUGGUUCCCACCAACAGCACAAAACACUGGUCGAACAAAGGCUUUGGAACUUCUUUCUCCAGAUCAAAAAGUACUUUUCCAAGCCUUAGGUGUGUCAUGAGGGCAUCUCAGUCCGAGCAGGGAGCUUUUCAGGAGUUCUCCAGCAGCCCAGCAAGGUGGGACAAGGCCAGGAGGUGACAGUUCUCAUGGGACAGGGAUUCAUCAGGCUGGGGCUUAGGAGUAGUGAUAUGAGCUGUGGUGUGCCCAUCUGAUGGGGAAGGUGGGAUGGAAAACAGCUCUUCUGUGAUUUCUGGUUUAGCAAAAAGCCUCUGUUGGGCACUGUCUUGGUGAUUUGCCCCUUGAGUCAUCUCAUUCUCCCAGUUUGGAAGUGGGAUACUUGAGCAUACUUGGGUAAUGGACAGCUGAGUAAAUUAUGUUGGAAGAGAGGUGUGAAUUCGAUGGCCUCGUUGGUUGGUCUCCCCUCCUCCUGGGGGGAGCCAUGGAGGCCUCAGAGUCCUGUCAGCCUUCCCUUGGCACACCUUGUUCUCUGUGGGUCUGCAAGGGAAGGGUGAAACUCCUGAAGGAGGAGCCUCACCUGGCUGGUGACAGCUUGGGCAAUGGAAUUGCAGGAAUCUCUCCUCAGCUGCUGUUUGGUGGUUGUUUCCUUUAAUCAGCACAGUGUCUCCCAUGGCUGCUUUGUUGCAUUUCCUCGGUUUGCCUGCUGUGCCUCUUGCUCAGAGGAACUGAAGAAGGAAACUUGGUUCUCUUCAUUUAAUUGGAAAUAGAUUAAAACCCCGUUGUGGUGCUGCUCCUCUCAUCUUCCUCUGUGUGUGCUGCUCUGGUGGGAGCAGAGCCAGAUGAGCUAGGGCUGUGCUGUCCAUCUCCCCUGAAUUCCUGUCUUUACCUAUGGAGCAUUCUCAUUUACAUGGAAGUGGAGACUGGGAUAUAAAGCCCCUUAAAAUAUUUCAGGUUCCUAAAUUGCAUUGGUGCCAUGUCCAAACGUAUUUCCAGCAGUGGGGAAUGGAGCCAUCCCUGCCUGGGGAGGUUAGGGGAGGGCAGCUGCAGUGGGAGGGAGGCAAUCCAAAAUUAUUUGGAUUCAUUCAAAUCAAGUAACACAACUGAGUGUUACUUAAGCAAGUGGGGUUUUUUAUACAAAGAAUCUGAGCUUUACUGGUAAUUAUCUUCCUUUCAGAGGGAAAUUAAAAAAUACAGAGAGACAUAGUGAGCAAUUUGGUUUAAUGGAGGAUGUCCCUGCCUUGGCAGGGGGUUGGUACUAUAAAGUUUUUAAGGUUGCUUCCAAGCCAACCCAUUCCAUGGUUCUGUGAUUUGGAAAUGAUGCAGUCCCCUGGGGCACUCUGCCUUCCUCACCUGGGCUGGGCAGGGCAUGGCUGUGUGGCCUGUGUCCAUCUGUCCAUCCCACUGCUGCACCGUCCAACCCUCUGCUUCCCAACCUGGUGGGAAAGGUUGGGUUGCAAGUGAUUAAAUUCUUACUCUGUAGUUUACCCAGAUCCUUAUGGGAAGCAAGAAUUCAGUGUGUCCAUCUGCUCUGCUCUUUCUCUUCCCUUUUUCUGUCUUUGCUGGCAGGAGAAGUUAAGGGGAAAAAAAAGAAAAAAAGGAGGUGUCCUAUGAUUGCUAUGAUGAGCAAACAUUAUCUCCUAAAAUAAAACAUUGUCCGUUUUGGCAGUGAAGAUGCUGUCUCAAGGGAAAGCAGCCUGAAUUCCCAGAAGUGUGGCUUUUAAAAGCUCCUAGCUCCCAGCCCUGGGUCUGCCUGUUCCCUCCCUCCCAGAGAUUUCUGAGAAAUCAGGCAUGCAGAUUCGUCCUGAGAGCGAGCACUAAAGCCAGGAUGGCUCCACAUCUACGAGAACAUCUGGCCAAUAAAGGGAGACCUAAUGAAACAGAACAGAUGGUGAGAGAAAAUAGCCCUGUCGUUCCUUGGGAGCAGCAGGAGCGAGGGGAGUGGGGACAUUCCCAGGGUGGCUCCAUUUCCUGAGCUGGGCUUUGCUCGUGGGUGCUUGAAAACACUCCUGUAGGGAGAGCAGCAUGGUGGCAGUCCAGAGGGACAGAGCAGCGUUAAAAGGAACUGAGGGUGAGGGAUUUAUCCAGUUUUUUAGUUGUUGGGAUGCAGCUGCAUGGGAAGUGGAAGGUCUUCAAGCUCUGACUUUCGGGUGUUGGGCUGUGCCUUGUGAUGCAGUGGAGGUUGAGUUGAACAGCUCUGAGGAUGGUGUGGAGCUGCUUUGGUCUGGUGAAACCCAUUAGGAUGGUGCAGUCUAAGGAGAGUGGUAUUUGUGACUUUUGGAGAUUCCCUUUGAAUUUGCUUCUCCAUGCUGAUUCCCUCCUGCUUUCCAUCCUGCCGCUCCUCUGGGGAUUUUGGGCUUGCAGGGGGUGAGAUGUUGCAGCAUCCAGAGCUUAUUUGCUGGCUGGGCUUCCCUGUGUGGGAUGCUUUGGGAUGGUGUCACCAGAAACACCAGGUCCCUGUGCUUGGAAUGCCACGUGCCAUGAUAGGACAUGUUCCUGAAAGGACAGCAGGGCAAGAUUGGGAUCUUUGGACUCAGCAAGCAGGAGUGGAGCUUCUCCAAAGAGAACCAAUGCCGUCCCACCACAUUUUAAAAGAUGCAUUUGCAGCACUCCUGGCUGCAGCCUGUAUGUAUCCAAUAAGCUCCUAUCUCUCAUCAGGUGCAUUCCCAAAGUCAGCUGGUGUUCAUCCAAGGUCUUUCCCAACCCUGCUCCUGACCCUCCUCCUUCUCUCAAGUGUCUUUGCUGUUUGAUUCCAAUAAAAGGGGUCAACUGGCAGCAGCCUUCAGCAUGAACAUCUUGGAAUGGGAGAGAUCUCUGGUGGAAAUCUCAGCAGAGUUGGAUCCUGCUGUUCCUACUUCCCUAAAAACGCUUGUGCUGCUUGUUCUGCCUCUGUGCUGGUGCUCAGCUGCAAGGCCAGUGUGGCAGACAAGGAGGGAAAGCACAUUCCUGGUUCAGGAGAUAACAGUCCCUGGGAAUUUCCCUUCCAACGAGCAGUGGAGACAGUGUGAAGCCUUUGCUGUGUUUUGAAUGGCUGAGUGGGUUUGGCCUUGUCCUGCAGGGAUGCUGCCAUGCUCUGCUCUCUGGGCUCUGGGGGCUGUGACCCCAGUGUCAGGCCAUGUGCUGGGAAGUGUCCCGGGGCUGGGACACUGCUUGGCAAGUUGGGGACACAAAAGCCACUUUGUUCACAUGCUGCAUCCCAGCUCCAUGUCCUCCCUUCUCUCCAAUCCCUUCUGCUUUGCACCAGCAGGGGGAAGGUGAUCUUCUGCCUUAAACAUUAUUUUUUUAAAUUUACAUUUUUGUUCCAGAAGGCAAUCGGAUUGUUUUGUCUCCUUGGGAAAGAGGGGCUGGGGCUCCUGGGGGAAGAGUGGGAAAUCCCUGUGGUACCUCUGCAGCAGUCACAGCUCGGCUCAGUGGCUGUCACCUCAUCAAACCUCGCCUCCUUUACAUGACCCCAGUCCCAAACUCUGCACCUUGGGCGAGUGUCCCCUGCUUCCACCGUGGGCUAAACUGGUGUGUCACCAUCCCUGGGGGCUUCGAUCCCUGCUGCAACACCCCGGGAAAGGGACACAACUGAGGAGCACCCUGAUGCUGACACCCCAGCCCUGCUCCUGGUGGGAGCCAAAGGCUGCCCCGGCCCUGGCACAGCCACAGCAAAGUGGGCAAGAGGUGGGCAAGGUGCCCUGCAGCCUGACAGUCCCUCAAGCUCUGUAAACCAAAUUGCAAACUCUUCACUCCAGAGGAGAAAUUGGGCAUCCUGGUAGAACUUGCGAUGACCUCUCCACCCCCUCGGUCCUCGUGGCGAAGGACUGGCGCUUGGAAGGGGCCCAGGGUGGAAAUGCCAAAGUUCCCCCUGGGUCCCGCUGCCACCUUCCUCCCCCCUCCCUGCUGUGUUGGUCUAAAUGAUCUUUAUGAAGCCCUGUAGAUGUCAAAAGUAAUUAUGGAGUGUGAUUAGUCCUCUGUGGGUGCUUUCUUUCUUCCCCCCUCCUUUCUCUUUUGCUAUCCCCUUCUCCACUCUUCUGUUUUGGCUCAGUGGAAAAGGUGAGGACAAAGAAUUGCCGCUUGCUUGGGCUCAUGAUGUAUCUGUGACUGCGCUAUUAGCUGUCUUCUCCUUCCUUCCCAAAUGGAUAUAAUUUUUGAAGUGUGGAAUUCCCUUCUUGAUAAGUAGGUUUAAAAAAAAAUACUGCACAAUGUGAUACUGUUUCAUAGUUUCUAGGUGGUUGUAUAAAGCAAAGUUACUGUGAUUGUGUUUUUUCAAAGGAAAAAGUGAUUGGUUACGAAAUCUGUCCUUUUUUCAUUAUUACAAGCUCUUUGUUUUCCAAUGA